Messenger RNA from Gadus chalcogrammus (walleye pollock), 627 nucleotides. RefSeq names its product fibronectin type III domain containing 5b (gene fndc5b). NCBI's taxonomy places the organism in Eukaryota, Metazoa, Chordata, Actinopteri, Gadiformes, Gadidae. The coding region runs from base 1 to 627 and encodes 208 amino acids. Gene Ontology annotation, molecular function: protein binding. The record is from RefSeq and is a predicted model, not a curated record. The transcript has 5 exons.
AUGGCUCAACGAAGCUCUUCUGCUCGGGCGCUGCUGCUGCUGCUGUCCGGGCUUCUCAUGGUGGCGUCCGUCAAAGCCGACACCCUGCUCUCAGCACCGCUGAAUGUGACCAUCAGAGACCUGGAGGGGAACUCUGCCGUGGUCACAUGGGAGAUCCUGGACGGAGAUCCUGUCAUUGGAUUCUCGGUUACACAACAGAAGAGGGACGUGCGCAUGCUGAGGCUAAUCCAGGAGGUGAACACCACCACGCGCUCCUGCGUGCUGUGGGACCUGGACGAGGACACCGAGUACAUCGUCCACGUGCAGAGCCUCAGCGCGGAGGGCAGCAGCCCCCCCAGCGAGGCCCUCGUCUUCCGGACCCCCCGGGAGUCCGAGAAGAUGGCCUCCAAGAGCCCCGAUGAGAAUGGAAUGGAGGGGUACGAUCAGACAGCCCAGCUGAGAGCAGGAGAGCUGAUCAUCAUCGUGGUGGUACUGGUCAUGUGGGCAGGUGUGAUCGUCCUGUUCUGCCGGCAGUAUGACAUCAUCAAAGACAACGAGCCCAGCAACAAUAAGGACAAAGCCAAGAACUCGUCAGAGUGCAGUACCCCGGAGCACCCACAGGGGGGGCUGCUGCGUAGCAACGUCUGA